GUCGCGUGUGGUCGCGAUCGGCGUCGGCGGGCGUUGCGCCGCGUGCGGAGCGGGAGGUCGCGUUACGCACGAGUGCGGGCUUUUCGCCGCUUCCUCUUUCUCCCGGCGAGGUCGCUGACGACGAGUGGCGGCCGGACGGCCGGGCUCGGCGCCAUGCUGCGGCGCACGAAGGCCGAGGUGGAGAGAUACGUCGCCUCCGUACAGGCCGCCGCCUCCUCUCCUCGAGAGAGAUCGUUGAAAGGAUUCUUCUUUGCGAAGCUGUAUUUUGGGAUAAAAGAAUAUGAGCUUGCUCAAAGGCAUCUAUCUAUUUAUCUCCAUGUCCGAGAGAGAGAUCCCAAAGCUCACAGGUUUCUGGGACAGAUCUAUGAAGCUCAGGAUAAUGUAGAAAAAGCUUGUGGGUGUUACGAGCGUUCUGUGGAGCUGAAUCCAAUGCAGAAAGAUCUGGUACUGAAGAUUGCAGAGUUACUGAGCAAUCACAACAUCACUGAUGAAAGAGCCAAGUACUGGGUUGAGAAAGCUGCCAGGCUCUUCCCUGGGAAUCCUGCUGCUUACAGAUUGAAGGAGCAGUUACUGGAGCGUAAAGGUGAAGCUGGAUGGAAUCAGCUCUUGGAUAUGAUUCGAACAGAACUCUGUGCGAGACCAGACGAUCUCUACCUUAACAUCAGACUGGUUGCUCUCUACCGUUCAAAUAAUAAAUUAAGAGACGCUGUGCUUCAUUGUCAGGAGGUGGAGAAGAAAAUACCUGUAGACUCAAGCUUGGAAUGGUGUUUGUGUGUCAUAAAGACAUUUGAGGAGUAUCUCGAAUCAGUACGAGACUUGGAGUCUGAUAGAAAUAAUUGGAGAGCUAUCAAGAAAGAUCAUCUGCUGGCCUAUUCUAGCUUGGUUAAAAUGACACUUGCUUCUAGAGAUGUUCAAGAAAGCAGAGGGGCACUUGAAAGUUUUGAUCGUGUGCUUCACUCUGUGAAACUGUGUGUGAAUGGACCUGACGAGCUGUCUCGUGCCUUCCUUGAAAUGAAAGGACACUUCUACAUGCAUGCUGGCACUUUCCUGCUGAAAAUGGCCCAGAACAGUGAGGCACAAUGGAGAGAUGCAUGUGAACUUGCAGCCUUGUGUUAUUUGAAAAGUUUCCAUAUUCCUAAACCAAAGUCAAAACCAGUAAAAGGAGAUGGUACUGGACAAGAUCUGCUGGAAAUGUUGGCCUGUGACCGAAAAAGCCAGUCUGGUCAUAUGUUGCUGAACUUAAGCCACAGCAAGGAGGACUUCUUGAAGAAGAUUGUGGAAAAUUUUGCCAACAAAAGGGGUUUAUUUACACUGUUUGAAAGCCUCUUUGGGAGUGGAGCUUCUAAAGAGAGAUCUUUCCUCGGCACAGAUGAUAUAGGAGAUGUCAGUACACAGGCACCAGUGCAAGAGGAACUGAGUGAAUAUGAUAUUGGUGCUGUUCGAAUGCACAGUGGAAGUCUCCAGCACCUUGUAUGGCUUGGCUUGCAGUGGAAUUCUAUGUCAGUGUUAUUCCCACUGCGUAAAUUAUUAGAGCGACUUUUCCACCUGCCCCAAGAGACAUCAAAACUUGAAACAGAUGCUCCCGACUCCAUUUGCUUGUUGGACCUUGAGGUUUUUUUACUUGGGAUGGUGUUCACUGGCAACUUAGAAUUGCAGGAGAAGCUGAAUACUCGCUGUGGCACGCAUCAGCCUCCUUUCUUACCAUUGCUGCUGUGCAAACAGUACUGUACUGAGAAGCAAAGAUCCUGGUGGGAUGCUGUUUGUACGCUUAUGCAGAAAAAAACAAUACCGGACUCAGUAACAAAACUGCGGCUUCUUGUUCAGCAUGGAUUAAGUACUCUGCGAGCCCUGGAGAAACACGGCCUUCAGCCUGCCUUAAUUAUGCACUGGGCAAGAAGCCUGCAAAAAACAGGCAUUAGCCUUAAUUCCUUCUGUGACCAGAAACAAUACAUUGGAAGAAGUGUCUACUACUGGAAGAAGACUUUGCUUAGUUUGAAAACUAUCAAAAAGCACAAAAGUAUUCCUGAACCUACUGAUCCUCUCUUCAAACAUUUCCGUAGUGUGGACAUUCAGGUCUUUCAGGUUGCAGCCUAUGAAGAAGAGGCGCACAUAGCAUUUGCAACGUUGGAUGCGGUUGAGGGCAAAACCGAUGAUGCUUUAUUAGCAUUUGAAGCUAUUAAGAACGUGGUUUCGUACUGGAAUCUUGCCAUUCUGUGCCAACGAAAGGCAAAGGAGAUUGAGAAUGAUGCUAUGUUGCCGGAACAACGAGAAGAGCACAAAACCUAUCUUCUUAAAAGAAAGCAUUACUUGAUGAAGGUCAUUGAUGAAAGCUCCUGUGAUCCUUCAGUAGCCAACAAACUGCCGGUAUCUGUUAAAACGGUAACGGAAAUGCUGAAUGCAGUGAUCCAAGAGCUUGGAGAGAAUGAGGAAGAGGAAAGUCUUGCCUCCGGAAAUAUCUCACAGGCUGCAGGUCUGGAAGUAAAAUAUUCAACUCCAUCACCGAAGAGGUUAUCUUUCUCACCAGCUAAUAACUACAAGUUUUCUCCUAAAACUCUUCCUCAGUGGGCGGAAGAUCAGAAGUCCUUACUUCAAAUGCUGAGUCAGCAAGUGGAAGCUUUGAAGAACGAAAUACAAGAAAUGAAACGUAAUAGAUCCGGUGUAAGUAUAUCAUCUCACGGGUGGCCUGGUGAAAGCUAUGGAACAGAUACUGUGUCUGCUGGUUAUGAGAGAGCACAAAACCUUCAUGAAGUUCCUGUAACAGUUGCUACCUCUGGCCCAUCUGUUGACUAUAGCCGGUCACCUGCUUACAACUCGCGUCAUCUUCUAAGAACUUCCGCGACCAAUGUAACGCCAACAAAGGCACCUGUCUGUGGCAUGAAGGGACUUGCACCUCAGCAACAUAUAUAUGUUUCUCAACAACCGAUCCACACGCCACCUCUACAAAGCACUUCAGCUGGUGUGUUUCCUCAAGACAUCAAUGUACCCAGUGAAUCUGACAGCAGAGGCAGUUUUACGCCAACUGCCUUCACCACAUUUUCAUGUCGAAAGGGAGCCAUACUAAGCUCUUCCUUCGGUGAGUUUGAACAGUCUCCCUUGCAGAAGAAUCAGUGGGAGCAUAAAAUAUGUUCAGUUGGGAACAAAGCAACUGCAAAGAACGGUGUCUCCUGCCAAAGCCCAAAUCCAGAUAUGUGGGAAACACGUGACAUCCCUGUAACUGAAUCUGCUGCAAGUUUGAAAGCCAGUGGCAGUGCUGCCCAGGACAAAUCAGGAUCCAUCUUUGAUACAAAGGAAGGUGAAGACUCUGAAACAGCAGUUAAGAAACGUAGCGGAAGACUGUCUCCCAGCAAUGAGGAAGAAGGAAGGGAGGUGUGGCAAGCCAGAGCAUCUCCUUGUGGCAAGGACGCUGUAGCUGGACUGGAAGGAACUGGCAGGGUGGCAGCAGACCUCAGCCUUGGUGACGCUGCUUCUGAUGCUGCUGCAGAAGCUUCGGAGCUCUGGAGCACCUCUGAAACGCCGCAAAAACCAGUGGUUUCCCCCGCAAAGUUUGUAUUCCAGGCUGAAUCCGUCAAGAGCGUUUUCAGCAGUGAGAAGACCUUCCCGUUUGGAAAUACUUCCGCCCCCAGUUCCCUCUUUGGAUUUGGCGUUCAUCCCCCAAGAAAAAGCGCAGCAUCCCAGAAAGCAGAGCAGGAAAAGCCAGGAGCAGCUGAACCACCCAAAAGCUGCGGUGCGCCUCAGAAGCCUUUGGAGGGCAAGGCAUCCCAGCUGGCUCCUGCAGCACAAGAUGGGCCCUCCAACUUCUCCUUUAAAAUUCUGGAAAAGGGUGAAGACUCUGAAACAGCAGUUAAGAAACGUAGCGGAAGACUGUCUCCCAGCAAUGAGGAAGAAGGAAGGGAGGUGUGGCAAGCCAGAGCAUCUCCUUGUGGCAAGGACGCUGUAGCUGGACUGGAAGGAACUGGCAGGGUGGCAGCAGACCUCAGCCUUGGUGACGCUGCUUCUGAUGCUGCUGCAGAAGCUUCGGAGCUCUGGAGCACCUCUGAAACGCCGCAAAAACCAGUGGUUUCCCCCGCAAAGUUUGUAUUCCAGGCUGAAUCCGUCAAGAGCGUUUUCAGCAGUGAGAAGACCUUCCCGUUUGGAAAUACUUCCGCCCCCAGUUCCCUCUUUGGAUUUGGCGUUCAUCCCCCAAGAAAAAGCGCAGCAUCCCAGAAAGCAGAGCAGGAAAAGCCAGGAGCAGCUGAACCACCCAAAAGCUGCGGUGCGCCUCAGAAGCCUUUGGAGGGCAAGGCAUCCCAGCUGGCUCCUGCAGCACAAGAUGGGCCCUCCAACUUCUCCUUUAAAAUUCUGGAAAAGGGUGAAGACUCUGAAACAGCAGUUAAGAAACGUAGCGGAAGACUGUCUCCCAGCAAUGAGGAAGAAGGAAGGGAGGUGUGGCAAGCCAGAGCAUCUCCUUGUGGCAAGGACGCUGUAGCUGGACUGGAAGGAACUGGCAGGGUGGCAGCAGACCUCAGCCUUGGUGACGCUGCUUCUGAUGCUGCUGCAGAAGCUUCGGAGCUCUGGAGCACCUCUGAAACGCCGCAAAAACCAGUGGUUUCCCCCGCAAAGUUUGUAUUCCAGGCUGAAUCCGUCAAGAGCGUUUUCAGCAGUGAGAAGACCUUCCCGUUUGGAAAUACUUCCGCCCCCAGUUCCCUCUUUGGAUUUGGCGUUCAUCCCCCAAGAAAAAGCGCAGCAUCCCAGAAAGCAGAGCAGGAAAAGCCAGGAGCAGCUGAACCACCCAAAAGCUGCGGUGCGCCUCAGAAGCCUUUGGAGGGCAAGGCAUCCCAGCUGGCUCCUGCAGCACAAGAUGGGCCCUCCAACUUCUCCUUUAAAAUUCUGGAAAAGGGUGAAGACUCUGAAACAGCAGUUAAGAAACGUAGCGGAAGACUGUCUCCCAGCAAUGAGGAAGAAGGAAGGGAGGUGUGGCAAGCCAGAGCAUCUCCUUGUGGCAAGGACGCUGUAGCUGGACUGGAAGGAACUGGCAGGGUGGCAGCAGACCUCAGCCUUGGUGACGCUGCUUCUGAUGCUGCUGCAGAAGCUUCGGAGCUCUGGAGCACCUCUGAAACGCCGCAAAAACCAGUGGUUUCCCCCGCAAAGUUUGUAUUCCAGGCUGAAUCCGUCAAGAGCGUUUUCAGCAGUGAGAAGACCUUCCCGUUUGGAAAUACUUCCGCCCCCAGUUCCCUCUUUGGAUUUGGCGUUCAUCCCCCAAGAAAAAGCGCAGCAUCCCAGAAAGCAGAGCAGGAAAAGCCAGGAGCAGCUGAACCACCCAAAAGCUGCGGUGCGCCUCAGAAGCCUUUGGAGGGCAAGGCAUCCCAGCUGGCUCCUGCAGCACAAGAUGGGCCCUCCAACUUCUCCUUUAAAAUUCUGGAAAAGGGUGAAGACUCUGAAACAGCAGUUAAGAAACGUAGCGGAAGACUGUCUCCCAGCAAUGAGGAAGAAGGAAGGGAGGUGUGGCAAGCCAGAGCAUCUCCUUGUGGCAAGGACGCUGUAGCUGGACUGGAAGGAACUGGCAGGGUGGCAGCAGACCUCAGCCUUGGUGACGCUGCUUCUGAUGCUGCUGCAGAAGCUUCGGAGCUCUGGAGCACCUCUGAAACGCCGCAAAAACCAGUGGUUUCCCCCGCAAAGUUUGUAUUCCAGGCUGAAUCCGUCAAGAGCGUUUUCAGCAGUGAGAAGACCUUCCCGUUUGGAAAUACUUCCGCCCCCAGUUCCCUCUUUGGAUUUGGCGUUCAUCCCCCAAGAAAAAGCGCAGCAUCCCAGAAAGCAGAGCAGGAAAAGCCAGGAGCAGCUGAACCACCCAAAAGCUGCGGUGCGCCUCAGAAGCCUUUGGAGGGCAAGGCAUCCCAGCUGGCUCCUGCAGCACAAGAUGGGCCCUCCAACUUCUCCUUUAAAAUUCUGGAAAAGGGUGAAGACUCUGAAACAGCAGUUAAGAAACGUAGCGGAAGACUGUCUCCCAGCAAUGAGGAAGAAGGAAGGGAGGUGUGGCAAGCCAGAGCAUCUCCUUGUGGCAAGGACGCUGUAGCUGGACUGGAAGGAACUGGCAGGGUGGCAGCAGACCUCAGCCUUGGUGACGCUGCUUCUGAUGCUGCUGCAGAAGCUUCGGAGCUCUGGAGCACCUCUGAAACGCCGCAAAAACCAGUGGUUUCCCCCGCAAAGUUUGUAUUCCAGGCUGAAUCCGUCAAGAGCGUUUUCAGCAGUGAGAAGACCUUCCCGUUUGGAAAUACUUCCGCCCCCAGUUCCCUCUUUGGAUUUGGCGUUCAUCCCCCAAGAAAAAGCGCAGCAUCCCAGAAAGCAGAGCAGGAAAAGCCAGGAGCAGCUGAACCACCCAAAAGCUGCGGUGCGCCUCAGAAGCCUUUGGAGGGCAAGGCAUCCCAGCUGGCUCCUGCAGCACAAGAUGGGCCCUCCAACUUCUCCUUUAAAAUUCUGGAAAAGGGUGAAGACUCUGAAACAGCAGUUAAGAAACGUAGCGGAAGACUGUCUCCCAGCAAUGAGGAAGAAGGAAGGGAGGUGUGGCAAGCCAGAGCAUCUCCUUGUGGCAAGGACGCUGUAGCUGGACUGGAAGGAACUGGCAGGGUGGCAGCAGACCUCAGCCUUGGUGACGCUGCUUCUGAUGCUGCUGCAGAAGCUUCGGAGCUCUGGAGCACCUCUGAAACGCCGCAAAAACCAGUGGUUUCCCCCGCAAAGUUUGUAUUCCAGGCUGAAUCCGUCAAGAGCGUUUUCAGCAGUGAGAAGACCUUCCCGUUUGGAAAUACUUCCGCCCCCAGUUCCCUCUUUGGAUUUGGCGUUCAUCCCCCAAGAAAAAGCGCAGCAUCCCAGAAAGCAGAGCAGGAAAAGCCAGGAGCAGCUGAACCACCCAAAAGCUGCGGUGCGCCUCAGAAGCCUUUGGAGGGCAAGGCAUCCCAGCUGGCUCCUGCAGCACAAGAUGGGCCCUCCAACUUCUCCUUUAAAAUUCUGGAAAAGGGUGAAGACUCUGAAACAGCAGUUAAGAAACGUAGCGGAAGACUGUCUCCCAGCAAUGAGGAAGAAGGAAGGGAGGUGUGGCAAGCCAGAGCAUCUCCUUGUGGCAAGGACGCUGUAGCUGGACUGGAAGGAACUGGCAGGGUGGCAGCAGACCUCAGCCUUGGUGACGCUGCUUCUGAUGCUGCUGCAGAAGCUUCGGAGCUCUGGAGCACCUCUGAAACGCCGCAAAAACCAGUGGUUUCCCCCGCAAAGUUUGUAUUCCAGGCUGAAUCCGUCAAGAGCGUUUUCAGCAGUGAGAAGACCUUCCCGUUUGGAAAUACUUCCGCCCCCAGUUCCCUCUUUGGAUUUGGCGUUCAUCCCCCAAGAAAAAGCGCAGCAUCCCAGAAAGCAGAGCAGGAAAAGCCAGGAGCAGCUGAACCACCCAAAAGCUGCGGUGCGCCUCAGAAGCCUUUGGAGGGCAAGGCAUCCCAGCUGGCUCCUGCAGCACAAGAUGGGCCCUCCAACUUCUCCUUUAAAAUUCUGGAAAAGGGUGAAGACUCUGAAACAGCAGUUAAGAAACGUAGCGGAAGACUGUCUCCCAGCAAUGAGGAAGAAGGAAGGGAGGUGUGGCAAGCCAGAGCAUCUCCUUGUGGCAAGGACGCUGUAGCUGGACUGGAAGGAACUGGCAGGGUGGCAGCAGACCUCAGCCUUGGUGACGCUGCUUCUGAUGCUGCUGCAGAAGCUUCGGAGCUCUGGAGCACCUCUGAAACGCCGCAAAAACCAGUGGUUUCCCCCGCAAAGUUUGUAUUCCAGGCUGAAUCCGUCAAGAGCGUUUUCAGCAGUGAGAAGACCUUCCCGUUUGGAAAUACUUCCGCCCCCAGUUCCCUCUUUGGAUUUGGCGUUCAUCCCCCAAGAAAAAGCGCAGCAUCCCAGAAAGCAGAGCAGGAAAAGCCAGGAGCAGCUGAACCACUCAAAAGCUGCGGUGCACCUCAGAAGCCUUUGGAGGGCAAGGCAUCCCAGCUGGCUCCUGCAGCACAAGAUGGGCCCUCCAACUUCUCCUUUAAAAUUCUGGAAAAGGUAGGCUCCUCAGUCACACAUAAAUUGGAGAGAGAAUGUGUUACUGCUUGGGAAAAUAAACCGUCUGAGGAGAAGGCUGGAGGAGCAGCUAUGCAGGUCCCUUCUUCAUCUGUCUGUGGCAUUAGUAGUAACGUGGAGGAUGCCGGUCCAACAGGCUCUCAGAAAGAAGUUAAAACUCAAAGAAAGAAAGUACGAGUCAAGUCUUUACGGAAAUUUAGGCAAUAAAGUUGCAGUAUUAUUCUUAGACUAUUUUCAUUUAGUGAGAAAUAAAACAUCCAGCAGAUUAAAAACUA
Gallus gallus (chicken) is the source of this 8336-nucleotide messenger RNA. It is a transcript of the gene RGPD1, whose product is annotated as RANBP2-like and GRIP domain containing 1. The transcript is spliced from 39 exons. NCBI's taxonomy places the organism in Eukaryota, Metazoa, Chordata, Aves, Galliformes, Phasianidae. The record is from RefSeq and is a predicted model, not a curated record. Gene Ontology annotation, molecular function: protein binding. Bases 154 to 8268 code for a protein of 2704 amino acids.